AUGGUUUCGGCAGCCACCACAUCUAGCUCCUCCAGCACAUCCACCACGUCUACUAUGAAACCCACGUCUGUGUGGGUGACAGGCACCGACGCCAACGGCGUGUUGAAAACUACGCAGAGCCGUUUUGAACAAACGCAGUUUGUGGUUGAGACCAGUACUACAGCGGUUCCUAGCGGUGCCAUUGGCCUCGGGAGUGUUUCGGGCACAGUUGGACAAGUGAGAUCGUACGAGCAGGUGACCGUGUCCGCUGGAGGAUCGUUUGCAUACGGAGCGGUGCCAGGGGGACUUCGUGGUAGCAUGCCAUGGGUCACCGUGGGCACGACGCUUGUGUUCGUCUUUGGUGUGGCGAUGAUCUAG
Molecule: messenger RNA, 357 nt
Organism: Candidozyma auris
Lineage: Eukaryota; Fungi; Ascomycota; Pichiomycetes; Serinales; Metschnikowiaceae
Gene: KRE1
Product: Kre1p
Exons: 1
Coding region: 1-357 (118 amino acids)
Biological process (GO): fungal-type cell wall organization
Source: RefSeq, a predicted model, not a curated record